Molecule: messenger RNA, 1359 nt
Organism: Anopheles moucheti
Lineage: Eukaryota; Metazoa; Arthropoda; Insecta; Diptera; Culicidae
Gene: EloB
Product: elongin-B
Exons: 3
Coding region: 350-703 (117 amino acids)
Biological process (GO): transcription elongation by RNA polymerase II
Cellular component (GO): elongin complex; VCB complex
Molecular function (GO): protein binding
Source: RefSeq, a predicted model, not a curated record
CAGGCGCAGAGCGAGAUCGGGAGAGAGAGAGAAAAGAAAAAUAAAAGAAGCACCAGACGAUUCAGUCGGAGCGGAGCUGGAUUGAUUUUUGGGCGCUAAUCAGCAAACGGCAGGUGUAGCAGCCAGCAGUGAGUCUUUGGCACCGAGGCAGUGCGACGAAGGACGUAUUUAAAGAAAAUACUUGUUGGCCAGUUUAUAGAGAAACACAAGUUUUCCUAAAGGGAACUCCUACGCUAAAGUAGUGUGCAGAGUUUUGUGCAUCAAAGGACAUAGUGUGCAAGACAGAGACAGAUAGAGGGAUAGUCGUCGCAGGAUCAGCGCAACAGCAGUGGUGAAUUGCUUUGACAAAAUGGAUGUAUUUAUGAUGAUCCGGAGGAAGAAGACGACGAUUUUCACCGAUGCCAAAGAAACGACGCCGGUGUACGAGCUCAAGAAAAUGAUUGAAGGAAUACUCAAAGUGCCUCCCCGUGAUCAACGACUAUACAACAAAGACAACAUACUAAUGGAUGAUGAUAAAACUUUGCAGGAUUGUGGGAUCACAGUAGUAACAGCGAAAGCGCAAUGUCCUGCCCAGCUUGGUUUAGCAAUACGCGAAAGUGGUGAUUUCGAAUCGCUUGAGCUGACACCCUAUUCGCUGCCUCCAGAUCUACCCGAUGUGAUGAAAAACCAGGACACCGCAAAUGGCCAAGAUCAACUCGCCUAAGAGGCCAAAGCUAGAGAUUGGGUUUUUUUUAUUUCGUUCAUUAUUACUAUGUCUUUCUCUCUUUCCCGCACCAAUAUCUAAUACCUAAACUAUCCGCCGCUUUUUGGCCGUCGAACCCACAUAGUGCUUCUUAAUACGCAAAUCAGCUCUUGCUCUCGCUGUAACAUAUUUACGUUUCCAUUCAUUACUUACACACCAGAAGAAAUCUGUGGCAUCCACGCACAUGAAAUUACUCGAUCCUUAUAGCAACAUUUUCCCAUCUAAGGCAACACUUUUUUUUUGCCCCAUAGCUAAAACCAAUUGUGAUCUUGUCCAUUGCGGACAAAGAGCCGCACGGUUGUAUUCUUUCGCCGUGCCCUCUACUCAAAAAAGUAUGAAAAAUCUGCAAUACACUGUUGUUAACCAAUCACACUGAGAUUUUAUGAUUUUUUUUGCAAUCGAAAAUGCGUUAAUAUUUGCUAUUAAAGACGUCUUCUAAUAUAUCGCUUCUUUCGGGUCCGGAUGCCACGGAAAUGCUAUACACACACACAGGGAUAGUAUAUCUUCACCUUACUUCCUUUUUUGGGUAAUUUUAUUCGUAUGGUUUUGAGUAAUUAAAUUAUGGAAAUGAAAUGAAGAAGUUAGGGAGAAUUCUAUGGAACUUACUGGAGUCAAAC